UAUAAACGUGUAUGAUACAUUUUGACAACUCAACAGUUUUCUUCAUAUAUCAAUAUUUUAAAUCAUAUAUAAAUUGUUGUUUUAGUAAAUAGAUUGAAUUAUCAACAUUCAAUGUAUAAUAUGUCUUCGGCAGAAGAAUUAUGGCGUGAGUGCGCUGCUUGGCUGACUAGAUGUAAAAUUAUCCCAGCAGAUCAUAAAGCAAACCAACCGGACUCGGAAAUAAAAGCACUGGCAGCUAUUCUUCGAGACGGGGUGUUAUUAUGCGAUUUGCUCAAUUUUCUCGAUUCCACAUCCUUUGAAAUGAAGGAUUUUAACAGGAAGCCUCAAAUGGCACACUUCUUAUGCAUCCAAAAUAUAAAACUUUUUCUGGAGGCUUGUAAAACCAAUUUCGGACUCAAAGAAUCGGAUCUGUUUGAGCCAACUAUGUUAUACGAUCUCAGUAAUUUUCACAGAGUAUUAGUAACACUUUCAAAAUUAUCACAAAGUCGGAAGGCUCAAUUAGGACGAAAUAUUACUGGCUUCUGCAUUCAUGACACACAAUGUGACAAAAACAACUUUAAUGAGGACAUAUAUAAAGAGCUACAUGUGGCAUCAAAUUAUUUUACUACAAACGAGAAUGAACUAAAAGAAACAGUUAAUGCCGUCAAUAUUGAAAAGUCUGAGGAAUCGGUUUGGCAUUCCUUGUUUGAUACAGGAUUGAACGAAAUCUACGAUGCAGUUCCCGGUGUAGAUAAAAUCUACGAGGAUUUGUGUUAUGUUACUUUCUCAUCUACAGUGCCACAGAUUGCAACUGCGGCUAACUUUGAACAAAGAGAUUUUGUGAUAAAGGAACUGGUAGAUACGGAAACGAAUUACUUGGAAGCAUUAAACGCUCUCAAAUAUAAGUUUCUGCAGCCAUUGGAAAGGAUACUUUCAAAGGAUAUUAUAGUCGUUAUUUUUCCAUGUAUAAAGGAAUUAGCCGACAUUCAUGAAAAGUUCUUGGAAAAGCUACAGGAAGCUGCAAUGGUAAAUUCAAAAGCCAAAUUGAGCACUGUUUUUCUUGAGUUUCGAGAACCAUUCCUUAUCUAUGGGGAUUAUUGCUCCAGUAUGACAAGCGCAACUGAUACGUUACGAGAUGUAUGCAAAAAGUCAAGCGAAGUGGAUCAGAUUAUCAAUCAAUGCCAAAAAGAACACAGCGGUGGACGCCUGCAGUUACGUGAUAUAUUAUCUGUACCAAUGCAAAGGAUUUUGAAAUAUCAUCUAUUAUUAGACAAGCUAGUACAAGAAACCAGCCCGUCACACGAUGAUUUUCGUGGUCUAGAACGAGCUAAAGAAGCGAUGGUUGAUGUAGCACAAUAUUCCAAUGAAGUUAAGCGCGACUCCGAACACUUGGUGGUUAUACAGAAAGUGAAGGAGAGCAUUCUCGAUCUGAAUAUGCCUAACGGUAAUAAUUUGGAACAGUAUGGACGUUUAUUAUUGGAUGGAGAUUUACAUAUUAAAGCCCACGAAGAUCAAAAAACAAAACAUCGGUAUGCAUUCGUUUUUGAAAAAGUAAUGAUAUUAGUAAAAAAUUCUAAUGCCAAAAUUGGGGACGGUCAAUAUGUUUUCCGCGAAGCCCAUAAUUUGCAAGAUUAUCGUGUCGAGAUCUGUCAUUCACGCCGAACGCUGGGACGGGACGGGCGCCUAAAAUAUUCUCUGCUGCUUGCAAGAAAAACACAAUCAACAGCCUUUACUCUAUAUAUGAAAACGGAGGAAGAACGAGAUAAAUGGAAGCGAGCUUUUGAUUUGGCGAUGGAAGUUAUAGACCCAAUCGGGUGCCGGAACACUGAUCAUAGAUUUUUUGUACACACUUUUGAAGCUCCCGUUAUCUGCCGACAUUGCUCGAAGUUUCUUAAAGGAAAAAUACACCAGGGCUAUCGAUGUAAGAGCUGUGAAAUAGUGGUGCAUAGAGGAUGCAUUUCUUCUACAGGUAGAUGUAAGCAAAAUCAGUCACCCCCGCCAAUUUGUGAUAGAAUAUUGUCGGAGUUCAAUUGGUUUGUUGGAGCUAUGGAUCGAGAUACCGCAACAAGCAAAUUGGAACGGAAAAAUAUUGGAACCUAUCUGUUACGUCUCCGUCCACAAGGUGCAUCGAAUUCUUAUGAAACAAUAUAUGCAUUAAGUUUAAAGACGGAUAAUAAAAUUAUUAAACAUAUGAAAAUUUACCAAAAGAAAGAAAAUUCAACAGUUCUAUACUAUUUAUCGACCCGGCGGCAUUUCAAAACAAUUGUAGAACUUGUUUCUUUCUAUGAACGUAACGACUUAGGAGAGAAUUUCGCGGGGUUGAACCAGUCUCUACAAUGGCCAUACAAAGAAGUUAUUGCUACAGCGUUAUAUGAUUUUUUUCCAAGUGAACCAAAUCAAUUACCCUUGAGGCAAGGAUGCCAAGUUGUUGUAAUAGGAAAGGAAGGAGAUAGCAAAGGAUGGUGGCGUGGUAAAAGUAUGGAAAAGGUUGGAUUCUUUCCUAAAGAGUAUGUUCGAGAGAACCAUACGGUUAUGGAUGAUCAAUGACAAUAUGACAACACAUAUAUGAUCUACAUAGAAUCGUAUGUAGGAUGUAAGAAUUUCUACUACUCUGCUAAAUAACUUCACUAUCACUGUUAUUGUUAUUAUUCUGGAAUAAAAGUAAAACAAUUCAAAUUUCUGAAACGA
This is a messenger RNA of Toxorhynchites rutilus septentrionalis, 2667 nucleotides long. It is a transcript of the gene Vav, whose product is annotated as protein vav. Lineage: Eukaryota; Metazoa; Arthropoda; Insecta; Diptera; Culicidae. The record is from RefSeq and is a predicted model, not a curated record. Gene Ontology annotation, biological process: cell migration; regulation of GTPase activity. The coding region runs from base 112 to 2526 and encodes 804 amino acids. The transcript has 14 exons. Gene Ontology annotation, molecular function: protein binding; guanyl-nucleotide exchange factor activity. Gene Ontology annotation, cellular component: cytoplasm.